This is a messenger RNA of Maylandia zebra (zebra mbuna), 1514 nucleotides long. The record is from RefSeq and is a predicted model, not a curated record. NCBI's taxonomy places the organism in Eukaryota, Metazoa, Chordata, Actinopteri, Cichliformes, Cichlidae.
CUCUGUCUUCUGUCUCCUCUGUGGCAGGUACUUUCAGAUAGCCCGGUGCUACAGAGACGAAGGCUCCAAACCAGACAGGCAGCCUGAAUUCACCCAGGUGGACAUAGAGAUGUCUUUUGUGGACCAGGCAGGUAUCAUGUCACUGGUGGAGGGUUUGCUGCAGUACUCUUGGCCUGCAGAACGUGGUCCUCUUAAGGCUCCUUUCCAAACUCUGACAUAUGAAGAGGCCAUGAGGGACUACGGUGUGGACAAACCCGACACCAGAUUCAACAUGAAGCUAAUAGACCUCAGUCAGAUCUUCCUUUCCACGGAAAUUGAAUUCCUCCAAUCAGCUCUUGGCCAACCAGGAGGCUCCGUUCGGGCCGUCUGUGUCCCCAGUGGAGCAAAACUUUUCACUGGGAAGGAUUUGGAAGAACUGAAACAAAUAGCCAAGACUCAGUUUGGACAGGAGCUGAGCCUGGUGCUGGUCAGAGCAGACGGGACAUUGAAGUCUCCCCUGAAGAAGCUGCUGUCUUCGUCUGUCACAGACGAGCUGCUGAAGUGGACUGAAGCCAAGCCAGGAGACCUGCUUCUGAUUGCAGCAGGCUCCCACCACACUGUUUGCCCAUUGCUGGGUCAUCUUCGCCUGCAGUGUGCAAAGCUCCUGGAGUCUCAUGGUGUGGUCGUGCGUGACCCCUCAGCCUUCCACUUCCUGUGGGUCGUGGACUUUCCUCUCUUCUUGCCCAAAGAAGAUGAUCCAGAGGAGCUGGAAUCAGCUCAUCAUCCAUUUACUGCACCAGUGCCAGAGGACACACGGUUACUCUAUACUGAUCCACAUAAGGUUCGUGGUCAGCACUAUGACCUGGUGUUAAAUGGCUGUGAGAUCGGAGGAGGCUCCAUUCGCAUCCACAAAGCCUCAGAGCAGUUUUAUGUACUGAAGAAUGUCCUUAAGGAGGACCCCGGACUUCUCUCCCACCUCCUCGAGGCCUUGGAUUCAGGAGCGCCGCCUCAUGGAGGCAUUGCUCUGGGUUUGGAUCGACUGGUCUCAAUAAUAGUCGGAGCUCCCAGCAUCCGCGACGUAAUCGCCUUCCCCAAGUCAUUCCGCGGUCAUGACCUCAUGAGCCGUGCACCCGACUUGGUGUCUGAAGAGGACCUGAAGUGUUACCACAUUUCUGUUAAAAUGCCAACAGAGCAAGGAAGAGAGGGAAAGUGAUUAAGAAGAACCACAGACAUCGAAGGAUGUCUGUGUAGUCCCAGGUCUGGUGAGGCUGAGGAGAUGUGCAGACUAUCAGCAGACAGCAAAAAGACUUUGAGGCUGUAAGAUCUGUGCCAGAUGGCAAAACAACAGAGACAAGAGAUACUUGUGGCUGCAUUGAUGCUGCCGUCCCUCUAUGUUUGUGGUCCUUCGUAUCAAGUUUUUUAGAUAUUUAUAUCUUUUUACUGAUUCUGUACAGCUGCUUAUUAUGGGGUGGUUUGGUGUACAUGUUCAAAUGAGGCAUUAUAUGAAAUAAUAAUAAAUCUAUAAUGUCAUUGUU